AAAAAAAAAAAAAAAGAAAAAAAAAAAAAAAAAGAAGCAGCACCGUGACAAUGGCAACAUCAAGCAUCUCCUAAACGGCAGUCAGGAAAAAAAGAAAAAAGAAGGGGGCGGGAGUUGGAACCUGCUCGGCCGCCUUGCCAGCGCCUCUUGGUGGGAAUACGAACCGUGGCAUGGAGCGGCGCCCGAGACGAGAGUCGCCGCGUCUCCAUCACUGAGAGGCGGGUCCACCUGCUAACUGCAGGCCCGGACUGCUGCUGCUGCUGCUGGAGGAGGAAAACACUCACACGCAACAACAACAACAACAAAAAAAACCAAAACAAGGGGAAGCGAGCGGAGCCGGCUCGGCUGCAGGGUGGAGGACAUGCGGCGGGGACGCGUUUGCAUUUGGCAGGAAUCGAGACGCACAUUCUCCCAUUCCGUCCGAAGCCCUUGCGGAGGAUCCGUUUGCGACGCGGGGGGAAAGACGCAGUUUUUUUUUGGGCGCACACGCUCAUCCGGAGACAGCAGCUACGUUCACCGUGGACUGGGAACGCCAUGCUUUUAGCGGCGGCAGGCUCGUUUGAUUCGGCGCACACAGGGAGCCGUGCUGGAUUCCACGGCUUUCAUCAUGCUUUAAGCAGCGUUUAAGAAAGGUGGGACAGUCAAAAUGAUGCGUAGGAGGACAAGCCUUGAGCCGUAUUGAUGGACGUGUUACCAGACAGCGGUCUCACACUCAUCGUGAAGACUUCCCAAACAGAUAAUGCAAUCGCAGUGGAGGACCCAGGGGUAUGUGAGCAGAGCGGUGAUCUGAGUCUACACAGACUUGUUGAUGCUGCUCUCUCUCCAUCCUUACCUCAGCCUGCUGCCGAGUCAUCACAGCGGGUCUGCCCACCGCACCAGAGCAACACACCCGCAUCACCAGCUCUCUGCUUCCCCCUCCCACUUGGCGCUGAUCCCUCUCUCAGUCUCACCGCAGCUCCUUGCCCUCCUUCCCAUGAGGUUCCAAACGUAGUCCCCCUUUUUCACGACAUGUCCAGUCCCGCAUCACUUCCCAACCCAGCUGGAAGCUCCUGGGGCCCAGCGGGAGACGCCCAGAAGAGCAUUCGGUUGCCUGCUGUCACCUCUCUGUCAAUGACAAUGAUGGAGCCUGACAACGUCUCUACUCUGGCGGAGGAGUGUCUCCUUCAGCCGACACGCACCUGCCUUGGUUGCUUUAUUGAGACCCGCGAUGCCACUUCAGUACAAAACCCACCGCACGAGCCUAGCACAAGCCCUAAUUCAGAAAAUGGACUAAGCGUACGGAUAGGGGACGUGAACCGAGAGGACUUCUCUGACAUCAACAAUAUCAGCAUUCAGUGCCUGAGCCAUGCGGGGGAGGCGGUGAGUCACUACGGAGAACAGCUACUCUCUGACCAGCUACUUAGCUUUCCCCUGCCCAAAGCCCCAGAUGAGGGCAAGAGAGCUGAAGGAAACAAAACAACAAAUGACUGUGAUGACCCCGAGGAUGAUGCAACAACUAAGAACUUAUAUGAAGGACUGUUAUUGGAUAAAGUGAGUGGAGAAGAGGUACUGCUGGCAAAUGCCAGCCAGGACUGGGGCUACUUUGAAUCCUUCAUCAGCGAGAGCAAGAUGGAACUGCUGGACCUAUGUUCAAAAAAUGAGCUGUCAGUCAACCUCUUCUCAGAAGAAGACGUUGAUAAUUUAUUUGACGAUGAAGAUGACGACUCGACUUUAAGCAGUGAUGUUUGUUCGCUAAAGAUUCGGUAUGAGUCGUUUCAGGACAACAUGAGGGAAAAAACAAAUGUGCUUCAGGAGGAGACACAGUUAAAUUUCUUCCCUAGUGUCCUGGCCAACUCUGCCAAGAAAGAAGAAGGAGUAGGAGUCUUGAGGAGAAGUGUUGAAGAGCUUCAGCCCAAAAUCGAUGAGCUCAUCCUCGAAACAGGACAGGAGGAAACGCCAGGGGACUGCAAUGGUGAGAGCCCCCUUGACGGCUCCCAAUGCUCACCCAUGUCACCUCCUAAAAUCAACUAUGUAAUAGAUUUUAAUUCCACAGAGGAAUCAGGGGAAUUCAGUGAUGACAGCUCCUGUACUGGCUCCUCCUCAGACACUGUGCAAGAGGGCAAAUAUAAGAAGGGGCACUCCAAAAGAUUCUUCAGCCCCUCCAAUCCACUUAACUAUGGCUUGCGCUCGAAGAGAAAGGUCCGAUACAGUGAUGAUUACUUAUAUGAUGUGGAUUCACUUGAAAGUGAGAAGAAUGCAGAGAAAAAAGACAAAACCCCAUUAGGUCAGAAAGAGGAGGAAGAUGUAGACUGGUGCCCCAAAAAAAGGAGGAAAUCAUGUCGUAAAGACCCACCCGUGGUCAUCAAGUACAUCAUAAUCAACAGGUUUAAAGGAGAAAGACUAAUGUCAGUGAAACUGGGAAAACUAAACCCUGCGGAUGGUACUGUGAGCUUAAAUGCCAACACAAUAAGCAAAUAUGAGACACUGGCUCCUCUGAAAGAUUUCUGGCAGGAGAAGCAAAGAAAGCGCCAGGAGCAGCUCAAGCUGGUGGCCAGAGAGAGACAACGCAGUUUUCAUCUUAACGGACGCCGCCAUCGUCCUUUUCAUUCUAAUCAUCCUAAAAGGAAAUACAAGUUCGCUAACAGAAUUAAGGUUCAGAGGAUUCACACAGUGCAACAGACAGUCAUUGUGCAGAAUUCCCUGCCCGCUGAUCAGGCCCACGGAGAUGUCGCUAAAGACGAGGCCACCCCAAUCGCGGAGGAGAUAAUAGCAGCCCCAGGCAUCCCGGUCACAUUGGACAUAAACUCUAUCUCAAACAUGGUGAUAACCAAGAGUCGCUCGCAAGAGAGAGAGGAGAGAGAGGGAAGGAGAUUGGGAGGAAAUAAAAUAGUUAGGAUAAGAAAAUUCAAAAGUGAAGCAAGGCUGAGAAGCCAGAAAAUGAAUGCGACCCAAGAGGAAGAGAGGAAGAGCGUGACAAAUGAAUCGGAUACCAUUGUCGCUGCAGCAAACACUGAUGAUCCUUCUGCUGGGCUAAACGAUACAAGCAUGAGCUCCACCACAACCAAACUAGACUUCUCUGAUAAUGCCACCACAAUUGAAACAGACAAAGAGAAGCAAUUUGUUUCGUCCUCCGACUCCCCUGACAAAGCACCAUCCUCAGAAGAGGUUGAAACGGGCGUUCCUGUCAUCCCGGGGGGCUAUCUGCAGACUUUGCUAGAUGCUACGGACUCCUCUGGAGGUACAUCUAUCCCAUAUUUUUCCCAGCAUUCGUCCAGGCAGCAAUACCCUGUGGGCCUAUCCCUAGAGGAGAAACAGUUUUCUUCUCUUCAACUUGCUCAAAGCUGUGUCCUCUCCCCUCCCUCAGAAUCAGAGCUUCAACAGUCUCCCCAGAAUUGUCCCAGCUUCCCCCAAAUGUGGCACCCACAACUCUGCACCAAUCAUAACCAGAGCUUUGGGCCUGAGACGCCUGAAACCCCAAUUUUACCCAACAACUUCCCGACUGUUGUCCCGUUGAACGAAAACCUGCCAGUGUCUAACUACAGCCAUGUCGACCCAGAGGGUGAACAGAUACUUUAUGAGAAGAGCUAUCUAACUGAGCCUGAGCUACAGUCUGGGGCAGAUCUGCAAGUGUGUCAGUCUACCUGUGUGGACGGCCAGGUGCAAUACCAGAGAGGGUCUCUAUGUACAGACAAUGGAAGACUCAUCAGCUAUGACUCGGUAGGCUCCUUAUCAGCCUCAAGCAAUUACAGUUCACUAAGCCUCAAAUCGUGUGAGCGAGAAGGUGAGGAGGAGGGCAGAGACAGUUUCUUAGCCCAUUGCAGUCCUAAAAUGGUGAUUCAGCAGAGUGUGGAUGCCCUCACACCCCUCAGGGAGUCCUCAGACCUGCUGGACAUCUCUAACUUUACUCCUGACAAAUUUAGACACUCGUCAUUGUCGGAGCUUUCACCGCCUGAGACGCCCAACCUCUCCCCGCAGGUCGCGGGGCGUGACAUGAAAAUACCAGCAAAUGUUGGAAAAUACCAAGAUGUAAACGAUUUGACAGUGGAGCGCAAUAGGGACGUUAAAUGGAACUGUGACAUUAUACAGCAACAGGAGCACACAGGAAAUUCCUACACCGUAGAAGAUAGUCAGUUUCCACUGCACAAUUAUAACAACCAGGAUGUUGUAUGUGUAGAUACAAAGGAGCUGGGGGUUACGGACUUCGAUGAACAGACUGCUGAAAUGGCAGGGCCCAAAAGCAUAAAGGCAAAGAGGAAAGGUAAUUACAAACAGACAGCUGCAGGACAAAGCCAAAAGAAAGUCCGUGCCCCAAGAACCCCUAAGUCUGAAAAAGUAAAGUCUCCCAAACAGAAUUCCCGUUCCACCAAAAAGAUCAAAGCCAUGUUAGAGGGUAAGGCAGCCAAGAACCAGGUGGACGGGUGUGGUAUAGGCUUGCCUGACAGUACCAGCACCGGGGACUGGUCUGGCCCUGGUUGGUCAGAGAGCAACAGUCUCGUCGGAGAUGAUCAGAGAGAGUUUGAGGAGCCCUCAAAUAUUCUGUCGAACAUUGUCUCUGGCAUGGCCGAGGUCCAGAGAUUCAUGAUGGCAUCCAUUGAGCCGCUGUGGAACCCAAUGUCUGAGGCUGGUAUGCCCGCUGAGGCCAACAGCCUCAACCUAAAAACCCUGAAAAUCUUGGCAGGCACUGAGUCUGAUCUGAAGAAAAAGGGUGCCAUGCUAACAGGGGCUGGGAGAGGCAGAAAGGCAGGGGGGAAAGGAGGGAAAAACCAGGCCAAAUUCAACCCCACUCAUCCCUUAUUUCCUCAACUUGCUCUGGGCUGUGACAUGUUUGACAAACCCAACUUCAUUAACCCCGGGCCUGCGCACAAAAAGCUGUACCGUCACAAGACCAGUGCAAAGUUUCCUCGCAUUGAAACACUAAAGGGGAAACGAGCUGAGAGAGACCCCAAUAAGGACAUAGCACUGAUGACCUCUUUUGAGAAACUGAGGUAAUAUUUUGUUAUCAGCUGCUGUUGCACCCCCCCCCCCCAUCCCCUCCCUCCCCCCCCCACUAUACCUGAGCCCUCCCUCACAAGCAUACCUUCACUGACGCUAUGCCAGAGCUGCAUGAGAACUACGUUCCCCCUUGAUUUCUCUCACUUCCUUUUUAACCCCUGAAGGAAAUUAAUAUCUGCAUGGAAAAAACAAACAAAAAAAAACUUCUUGUACUUUGCAAACUACCUAUUGAGUGAUUGUGUCGAGCUUGAUUGAGAUUUGGAAAACGACCACGGCUGCAUUUUUCCCCUUGCUUUUGUUGUUUCUGCUUUGUUUGUUCUUUCUUAUAGUCAUUUAUUUUUCAUUAUUUUGUGGGGGAAAAAAAGAGAAUAAGCUUUGAAAACUGUUCUGUAAGUUUUUGGAGGAGUUUUUUUUUUUUUUUUUUGGUAAUUUCUCAGCAAAACCUGCUCCCCCCGAAGUAUGUAUUUAUACCCCGCCUUCCCCCCUUAAAGAUGUAGCUAUAUACACAAAUGCAUUGAGUGACAUCUACGCACCCCUCCUCCUCAUCUGUUUUUGUAUGCAGAAUGUGGAUGUCCUGUUGUUGCCGUCCUUCAUACACUGCCUGGCUCAUUUCAAGAGGAAAACCUACCGUUAACGAGCCCUAUUUAAUCCCAAGGCAUCUUGAAAACACAAGAUGGGACCGUUUUGUAUUGAUGACAUAUCAGAUGUCUUUUUCACCCCUCGAGGUCGGAAUGAUUUCCUUUAUUGAGCAUUUUUUGUUUUGUUUUUUUUCUUCCGGAGCAUCGAGGAACUGGUUAUCUACAUUUACAUUUUUACGCCUUGCAAAGUCAUUAAAGCUCCACCCUCAGAGUAUUUUUGUCAUUGUUGUUGUACAGGGACAUGCAAUAUUUGCAAAAAAAGAGAUAAUUAUACCUUAAAAAUCAAUGUGCCAAAAGUAACAAUGCUGUGUAAAUGACCUCUUAUGUAUGUGUGAAUAUUGGCUGUUCCGAUUUUCUAUCUACUGGAAUAUUGACUCCUUGCAGAGACUUGCCACAACAGGAAUUCUUUGUUUGGGACUCUCGUCUCUCUUGUCUGAUGAAAAGGCACCAACAGCUGGCAGUGGUGCACCGCCACUCACUAAACCAAAUCAGAAACACUCUCCUUGUCCCACACACACACACACACACACACACAUCGUUUGCCAAAUUCAAUUUACCUCAACAUCGCCCGGCGCUGGAAAGGCAACGACGAGAGAGAGACAAAGGGGAAAUGUGCUCUGAAGGCUCCUGGAGAGGAAGAGAAGGACAAGAUGAGGCAUUCGAACGAGCUUUUCUGCGGACCACGGAGAAUGUAGUACAGAUGUUUGAGGCUAAGCGAGGAAAUGAUUUGUCAGUUUGCCGAAAAAAACUGUUUUGGACUGGGAAUUCAAGGCAGUUUGUCACACACAGAGAUUCAAGAUGCACGCCUACGGUCCUGAAUGCGGCAUUUCUUUUGCAGUUAAUGUGAAUGUGAACGCAGUUUUCAGUACAAAUGGAAUCGCCAAUCUUGUAAAUGAAGGAAAAGCACGUCUUUUCAUUAGUUCCAUGCGGGAAGCUUAUGUUUAACCAAUCAAAAAUAACGAUUAAUCAUCUCACUCUUGUUUAGUUUGUCGUAACACCAUACUUGCCAACCCUCCCGGAUUUUCCGGGAGACUCCCGAAAUUCAGCGCCUCUCCCGAAAACCUCCCGGGACAAAUUUUCUCCCGAAAUUCACCCCAGCCACGCCCCCUCCAGCUCCAUGCGGACCUGAGUCCGCUUUCCCACGAUAUAAAGAACGUCUACAGUAAAGCAGUCACGUCUGCCGUAAACAGCAAUGUUGUGACACUCUUAAACAGGACAAUACUGCCAUCUAGUGCAUUUGAUGAAAGCACUUUUGUGCGUGCCACACAGCAAUGCAUCAUCAGAGAGGGUGUUCAGCAUGGUUAGAAAGAUAGUGACAGAGAAUAGAACAAGGAUGGACAAUUCAACCCUUAACUCAACAAUGAGUAGAUGAGUGUUAUGUGUGUGUAUAUGUGUAAAUAAUGAACACUGAAAUUCAAGUAUUUCUUUUAUUUAUAUAUUUAUAUAUAUAUAUAUAUAUAUAUAUAUAUAUAUGAAAUACUUGACUUGGUGAAUUCUAGCUGUAAAUAUACUCCUCCCCUCUUAACCACGCCCCCAACCACGCCCCCGCCCCAACCACGCCCCCCGCACCC
Molecule: messenger RNA, 7180 nt
Organism: Nerophis lumbriciformis (worm pipefish)
Lineage: Eukaryota; Metazoa; Chordata; Actinopteri; Syngnathiformes; Syngnathidae
Gene: nexmifb
Product: neurite extension and migration factor b
Biological process (GO): negative regulation of cell adhesion mediated by integrin; negative regulation of neuron migration; negative regulation of cell-matrix adhesion
Cellular component (GO): nucleus
Source: RefSeq, a predicted model, not a curated record